This is a messenger RNA of Helicoverpa zea (corn earworm), 3144 nucleotides long. RefSeq names its product rho GTPase-activating protein conundrum (gene conu). Gene Ontology annotation, cellular component: cytoplasm. Gene Ontology annotation, molecular function: GTPase activator activity. The transcript is spliced from 12 exons. The record is from RefSeq and is a predicted model, not a curated record. NCBI's taxonomy places the organism in Eukaryota, Metazoa, Arthropoda, Insecta, Lepidoptera, Noctuidae. The coding region runs from base 397 to 2163 and encodes 588 amino acids. Gene Ontology annotation, biological process: regulation of small GTPase mediated signal transduction; regulation of actin filament polymerization; signal transduction.
UUCAUUCUCGAUUUCUCACCAGUGCCGCGCGAACCGCCGACAUUAUCGCCCGUCGCGUUUCGUUCUCAUUGUACAAAAGUUUUUUAAUUCUUUUCGAGGUGUGAUUUGAAAAGUCGGUGACAAUAAAAGUAAACGAAUUGUUUUAUUAUUUUCGAAUAACGAAUUGAAUGGUGUUGUGAACAAGUGUAUCGAUUGUUGUAAACAGCUACCUGACCGACGCGUGGCGGAACAUAAAAACAAACUCUCGUCUCGCGUUUCGAAUGGUCCCCGGCAAUAAUUAGUUUGGUAAAAGUGAGUGUGUGUGCUGUGGACGCUUGAUGGUUCAAUUAGAACUGUUUUAUUAAGCUUUCGUAUGUACCAACAUUUCGCUUGAUCGGCUCUUUCUACGGAUUACCCAUGUUGAAGUUGGAAUCCCCGGAGGUCCGCAUGGCGCUGCCGCUGCCUGCGCGCGCGCCGGACCCGACUGCGUUGGCGGCCUACUGGGCGGAAUACGAGGACCUGUGCCGACAGAUCUGCGCUGAAGACGAUGAUAAUCAUUAUGAAGAAGGCGAACUGGAAACCGAAUGGCUUCAAGCGGCAGGCCUCGGGUCCCUGGCGGCUCCGUUCCAAGCAGGUCUGGAGGUCACAGAGGCCCAGCUGGGUGAAGCAGUCAGACCUUUGCCCAGGGAACAGGCGGCUGCAGUGCGCAGACGUGUUAGAAGACUUAACAGAACUGUGAGGAGGAAGCGAGCCGCUUCUAGAGCGAGGAAACCAGACAUCAGAGAUGUGUUUAGGGAUUUGGAGAACUCAAGUGGUAGUGAACCGCGGUCGCGCAGUGCGACUCCCGACUCAUUGGAUUCUCUGCCGAGCGGCGGCUCCGGCAGCCCGCCCGCCGAGUGGGCAGACGCCGCCACACCGCCGGACUUUAUCGACAGUUACCCUUCCACCGGCACCCAUGCUCCGCUAGCGCGGACACCGUCGGCGCCGGCGGCGGGGCGGCGCGUGCGCCUGUCGCCGCCCGCCGAGCCGCACUCGCCGCCGCUGCCCAUGCACGAACUCUUCAAGCCUAAUGACUUGCAUUGGGCCGAUAUUGCUAGUAAUACCGAAGGUAUCGAGCUCCUAGGAUAUCAAAGAUACGGCACAGUACAGGGACCGAGGAUAGGAAAAGAACGAAUCAAUGGAUCCAUACUCAAAGACAACGAUCCUUUUAUAAACAAACAUGCGGCAGUGUCCCGCGCGAAGAGCGCCGCGUCAGCUCAGCAGCCACUCAGCUUCGAACACAAGUUCAAUCUCGACAGACAGAUGCUCGCCCAUGAGGAGGAUUGGCCGGAAGAAGACAGCACAGUGGACAUCGAAAGCAUUGGCGAGCCGCAACUGAAGCGGCUGCCGCCUCUUCUGUGGCUCGAGCUGACCGCACUCUUCGACCGCUACUCACUGCCUUUCCAGAAGAGGAAAUCACCCAAGAAGAAGAGGAAAGAAGAAGGUUCAGUGUUCGGAGUGUCGCUGGAGACGCUGGUGCGCAAGGACAUGAUCCUGUGGGAGGAGACGUGGAGCUGUGCUCCCGCCGUCGUGCGGGCGCUGUCGGCUGCGUUACAGCGUCGUACUAACGACGAGGGGCUGCUUAGAGUGCCCGGGAAUAAGCAGAAGAUCGAAGCUCUCUGCCAGCUAAUAGAGCGGCAGUGGUACUCGGACCGCGCCACCGUGGAGGCAGCUCUCUCCCGCGCCAGCUCGCACGACCUGGCCGCCGUGUUCAAGCGUCUGCUGCGAGCGCUGCCCACGCCGCCUCUUACUCAGGAGCUCAUGAGGCUGUUCUAUCAUACUUAUGCUCUAACCGGCACAACACAAGGGCGAGCCCUCAACCUGCUGGUGCUGCUGCUACCAGCAGAACAACGCGCCACACUGCGGGAACUGCUGCGGCUGGUCAGGGAGAUCGUGGCCAGGCAGGACACCAACAAGAUGACGGAGCACAAUGUGGCCAUGAUUAUUGCGCCUACGUUGUUCCCGCCCAGUCUCCUGAUCAAACAAUCAGACAGUCUCGAAACUCAGCUAGCGACGGCAGCCAACAGCUGCCACGUGACAGAAGCCCUGAUGCGGUGGUGUGACCAGCUGUGGGUAGUCCCCGCCUCCCUGCUGGCCGCCGCCAGCCGCAAGCCGCUUCCGCACCGGAGGAACCACCACACCUGACUCUCGCACCUACACCCUGUAUAUAGGCUACAGCACCCGCCAUUCACAAACAGUGAACAUUAAUUUUGACCUUGACAUUUGAAAAGGUCAAGGUCAAAGUUGAUUGGCCGACAGUGAGAGAAGGACAUUUCUGCAAAUGAACGCCCUUGAUUUUGAAACCUCAAGGACGAUUUAGAGUGUUGCUUCAGAUUUAAUAGACCAGGUCAUCCAUUAAAAGGUGCUCACAAUAAGUAUUAUAUCGAAUAAGAACAAUUUAAACUAUAUCCAAUAUUAUUUUCAGUCAAAUUGUGCUGUGUUUAUUAUAUUUUAUUCUUGAACAAUAUUAUAGAUGAGUGAUAAUUAUUAUAUGCUUACCUACAAUAAUUAUACUCUUUAUGUUAUUUUGUAUGAUAAUGUGAAUAAGAUGCCAAAUAUUCAACCAUUUUUCUUAAUUUAGUGAUAUUAUCAAAUGUUAAUCCAGUUAAGAGGCUGAGCCCAACUGACAUUCAAAUAAUAUUGUUUAAACAGGAUCACUGAAAUUAAAUUGUAUUAAAAUCAGAACUACAAAAGGCUUAGAGGUCGUGAAAAGAGCUUGCAUAGCUCGGUGCCAUCAGUGAUAUUUAAAAAUGUGACGUAAAUUAGAAUUAUAUCCAAUUUAACUUUACUACAAAAUAUUGUAUAACUUUGGACAUACUCAAAAUCUAACGGCAUUGUAGUUUGACCCAUAAUUGUUGCCAGAUAAAAUAAAAAUAAUUAAUUCCAUAUGUUACCUUUUCGGCAAUAAAAUAAUCUAACGGUUGUAAUAAUGGUGCCUUGCAUUGAUAUUAAGUUUGCACAAUUAUUUUUAAAACAUGUAAAUAAAUACUUAUAUACUUCGGUUUUUGUAAUAUAUUUUACCGAUACUAAGCAUGCAAAGACUGACUUGGUGUAUUAUUAUUAUGUAAUAUUAUUUUAUAAGUGUAUCUACUUUUCAGAAUUUAAUAAUAAAAUGCAUAUUACUUA